GAGGAGGAGAGGUGGGGGGGAAAAAUAACGCUGUCUGGACAUGCGGUUGUACCAACAGAAUAACUUCUCUGAAACAACCUUGACAGGGACAGCUUGAAAGAGUAUGGAUGUGAUUGACUGCAAUGGCCGAUCUUUCAUAUCAGGUGGAGACUCUUCAAUGGAAAGAGAGUUUUCUGGCUCCCUUGGAGGUCCAACAGUGAGCACACCCAACAGCAAAGAGAACUCUCCAAGUCGCUCCCUAAGUGCGAACUCUAUUAAAGUGGAGUUGUACAGUGAUGAAGACCGAUGUUGCACUACAGAGGAUGAAAAAGGAGAACGAGUAGAGGAGCCAGGUGCAGAGCAGGUAACUGAGACUGCUGGAGGCUACAGGGAGCUUUCCAGUGUGGAGCCAAUUCCAACAGGAUCCACCAGACUGCCAAAUGGAAAGCUCAAGUGUGACAUCUGUGGAAUGAUCUGCAUUGGGCCUAAUGUGCUCAUGGUGCACAAGCGCAGUCAUACAGGUGAACGACCAUUCCAGUGUAUUCAGUGUGGCGCCUCCUUCACUCAAAAGGGUAACCUGCUCCGCCAUAUAAAGUUGCACUCGGGAGAGAAGCCCUUUAAAUGUCCAUUCUGCAGCUAUGCCUGCCGAAGGCGAGAUGCGCUUAGUGGUCAUCUUCGCACUCAUGCAGUGUCCUCUCCUAGUGUAGGCAAACCCUAUAAGUGCAGUUACUGUGGCCGUAGUUACAAGCAGCAGAUCACCUUGGAGGAGCACCGUGAGCGCUGCCAUAGCUACUUACAGAGCCUGGAGUCACAGCCGCUAGCAAGCACGCAGAAUUCAGGAGAGGAGAUGAGAGAGCUAGAGUUUAUACCAGACUCUCUACUGCAACCCUCCUCAGACAAGAUGGCUUUUAUCGAUCGGUUUACCAACAGCGUCACCAAACGCAAGAGAUCCACACCACAGAAAUUUGUAGGACAGAAGCACAUGCGCCUCAGCCUUGCAGAUGCACCUUAUGAGCUCAGUGCUGGUGGAGAAAAAGAUGGAGUCAUGCACCAUGUAGACCUUGGAACCCCACACUUUACCAGUCUUGAAGGAGAUUACGCAGGUUGUGGAGGAGGGGUAUCAGAUACAGUGAGACCGCUACAGCUUCCCAAUGCACACGCUUCAUGUUUAUCAGAACUCAAUCCAAUGAUCAGCUCUGCUCACACUUCUGUUGGUCUUGGUUUGAGGAUGGAGUGCACAGGGACUGGAGUUGGGUUGGGUUCUGUUGGUGUCGGAAGCAGGGAGGCAGCAGAGAGCCAUGAGGACUUACCUGGGGGUCGAAGUCAUGUGGCCUCACCAAGUAACGGCUGUCAGGAUUCUACAGACACAGAGAGUAUGCUAGAUGAACCGUGCAACAGUACUGUUCCAGCUCUAUACAGCAACAGUACCAGCAACCAUCAUCUCCUGCCCUCCAGCAACCACAAACCAGCGCCUCCUGCUGUUGUGCACCACAGGAGUAGGGACAGGCACAGCCCCAGCCACGCCAAAGACAGGGAGGAAGGGGGCCACUCAGCCCCCCCACCUCCUGCAAUUGUUCCAAUACCCGGGUCUCCUACAGCUCCCUCCUCUACAUCCAGAGAGGCUUUUCGAGUUGUAGACGGAGAAGGGCGAGCUGUGCGUUCUUUCCGAUGCGAGCACUGUCGCGUGCUUUUCCUGGACCACGUCAUGUUUACCAUCCACAUGGGCUGCCACGGUUUUCGUCAGCCUUUCGAGUGUAACAUCUGUGGCCACCGCAGCCAGGACCGCUAUGAAUUCUCCUCACACAUUGUCCGUGGAGAGCAUGUUGUUGACUGAGAAUGAAGCUUCACCAACAGCUUUGGUUUUACACUGAAGGCAAGAUCUGACUGGGUUUGGUCUGUACAGGAACUAAAGUAUGUGAAAGCAACAAUAUUUCAAGUUGGUACAGUUACUAUGUACCACCAUUAAGAUAGACAUCGAAUUUGUAUUUUAAAUAUUCUGAAGGUUUUCCCAAUCAUUUUAAAUGCACUUUGAAGAAUAAAUUAAAAAUGCACUUUCAAUUAAUUGUAGACAGUUAGUGGAUUUUUUUAUCCUCAAAUGUGCCUUGCUCCAGUUUUAAGAUUCAAACUUGAUGCACAGCACGUGUUUUAAAGGAAUCAGAUUUAGUCCCUGGGGGCUUUUUUCACCCACUUCAGAGAUUUAAAAAGAAUUCCUUACGUGAAUAUCUGAUAGGCUCAGCUAGAAAGAAAUCUGGAGAGAUUUUGAUACAUGGUUACGAAAUAUAUUUCCAAAUGUACCUUAAGUUCUGGAAAGAUUUUUAAUUUUAUUUUUUGGUCCAUGUGGGAUUGAUGGGGCACAAGAUUUUAAUUUGUCUUCACCUAAAUGAGCAGCAGACCAAACCCGUAAACCAGGUCUAAGUCCAACAAAUAGAUGAGAGGCUGUCAGUGACUUGGUAUAGCACUUUGUGUCAGGGCGAGAUUGAUGGUUCAGUGUGUUUGUGCUUGAAUGAGUUUGAGAUAUUUUAAGUGAAAAAUGAAGGCCUUUGUGUGUGUGAGAGAAACGCAUUUAAUUUUUAUUUUCUAUGAUGGCAUUUGUUGCACUGAUUCCUGCCAGAGUACUAAGAUUACAUUAAACUAUUUUAUAGAACAAACAUGCCCUGUACAUUCUCUCAAUGAGAAAGGUGAAACUAGUAUCACUGCCACAAUUACAGGCACUACUGAAGAGGUUUCUAGAGAUUUCCAAAACUCAACAUGGUUCUCCUACUCUUUAAACCAUCAAACCAGUGGUAUUUAUGCUGUAUUUAAAUGAUUUUGGUGUGUUUAGUUCAUUGUAUUGUGCCUUUUUCAUUCUGACCUUGAAGCAGAUGUUUAACCAAA
Messenger RNA from Thalassophryne amazonica, 2853 nucleotides. RefSeq names its product zinc finger protein Eos-like. The transcript is spliced from 8 exons. Gene Ontology annotation, biological process: regulation of transcription by RNA polymerase II. The coding region runs from base 104 to 1813 and encodes 569 amino acids. The record is from RefSeq and is a predicted model, not a curated record. Gene Ontology annotation, molecular function: RNA polymerase II cis-regulatory region sequence-specific DNA binding; DNA-binding transcription factor activity. Lineage: Eukaryota; Metazoa; Chordata; Actinopteri; Batrachoidiformes; Batrachoididae.